Molecule: messenger RNA, 1109 nt
Organism: Cornus florida
Lineage: Eukaryota; Viridiplantae; Streptophyta; Magnoliopsida; Cornales; Cornaceae
Exons: 2
Coding region: 501-872 (123 amino acids)
Source: RefSeq, a predicted model, not a curated record
AAAACAAGAACAAAGAACCAAAACAGAACCUUGUAUGGUGUCAACUGUCACACAGACCAGACCUCACCAAUCAAUUCUAUCUUAACCUCAAAUUUUUGGUACAUUCACUACCUAAUUACACAUAUUAGUACAUGUUAUAUUACCUUCAUUCUGUAACAGAAGAGACUCUUUUUAAUUCUAUUUUGCGAAAAAACAUCAUAUUUUAUAAUCAUUCACAUCCGAGAAGAAUAAUUAAACCCCAUAUAACGGAUCAAAAUUCUCUCCGGCGUAGCAGUUGUCCAAUCCCCUCCGGUUAGUGAUGCACCUUAAAAAAAUAUUGUGAUGCAAAAUUUUCCCAACGUGCACACUAACUAGAGGGGACCUUGCCCAGGAAAGGAUUUUAGUCCUCAUAUAACACCCUUUUAUAUAUCCAUCAACAUAGGUAGUCCCCCUAUCCUACAACUUGCCAACCUACCCAAACUCCCAACCUAACUACCUUUCAUACAUACCACCCUAGGAAAAUGAACAGAAAAUUUCUUGCAUGCCUUUUGAUCAGCUUAUAUGCUCAAGUCCUAUCAAGCUUGGCUCUUGAAAGUUCUUUCACUUCAAGAAACAGAGGAAUCGACAUCCCAAAACGUGUAAUACUCGAACUAGAAGUUCAUGGUGCAAACGGGACAAUCGCGUUGCGUAGAUAUGGUAGUGACAGAGAAUAUGAGGCAAAGAAUGGAAUAACGACCAUUGCGAGGAGGUCAAAGCAUGGGGCUGCAAGUGCUGUUCACCGACCUCGUCCUUCAGAGAAAAGUGCAGUAUCACCGCUGAAGAGUCGAUCUUUCUUCGUCUCUGCCUUGACUGCCUGUGUUAGCUUUGCUUUGUUCCUUCUUGUUCUGCUCUGAUUUUUGGAGCUGAUUUAAAGUAUUUAUUUAUGGUCAGGAAGUCUAAUAGUUCAUGACUGGUAAAAAUGUAGAGACUGCGUGUUUUUUUCUCCAUUUAUUUUUCUAUAGGCUUCCUUGUGCUCUAAUAGAAGUUGUGUACUACUGAAAAUGGCUAUAAUUUGUUUAUCAUCUUGGUUGUACCUUAUUUGAUGAGUGUUAUUUACUGGGUUUUUGAUGAAAAUAAACUUGAUUUUAGAA